This is a messenger RNA of Mizuhopecten yessoensis (Yesso scallop), 630 nucleotides long. RefSeq lists its product as uncharacterized. Gene Ontology annotation, cellular component: mitochondrial inner membrane. The record is from RefSeq and is a predicted model, not a curated record. Bases 49 to 438 code for a protein of 129 amino acids. Gene Ontology annotation, biological process: mitochondrial electron transport, cytochrome c to oxygen. Gene Ontology annotation, molecular function: enzyme regulator activity. The transcript has 3 exons. Lineage: Eukaryota; Metazoa; Mollusca; Bivalvia; Pectinida; Pectinidae.
UUAGUUUUACUUCCAUUACUUGAUGAAUUGACCUUCACAACUAACAAGAUGUCUCUUGCGCGAGUGGGUUUUGUGCGGCACGCUUUGAAAAAUGCUGUUAAAAGACCAGCGAAACAGCAGAAGAGGGAUUGUGGCUUUGUUCAAAGACAAACAGAUAGUGUAAAAGAAGCUGCCCAUGACUUUUACAUACCAGAAUAUAGAGUUGAAUACAAAUCCCAAAUAAGAAAUGUAAUACUCAGAACUAUUCCAUUUGUGGGCACUUGUUUGGGAAUGGCUUAUCUGACUGAGGAACAUGGCCAUGGUCGUGUGGAAUACAUGCCGUACGACUACAUGUACAUAAGGAAAAAUGCCUUCCCCUGGGGAGAUGGAAACCAUUCCUUUCUCCAUCAUCCUUUGAACAACUGCCUACCUGAAGGAUGGCCAGCUGAUGAAGAAUGAACCAUUGAAAUACGUGGACAUUCAAUGGAGGAAGCUUUCAAAGAACGUGUUUAUGAAUAGGUGAUGCCAUGUAACAUCUGGCUAAAGCAUUUUGAACGUAAUGAUAAGUUCAUAAAGUGGAUCAAUAUACAUUUUCAGAAUACAUAACUUUAAAUCUUUGAUUUGUGGUUGAAUAAAUACUUUCUGGUUUUA